Harpia harpyja (harpy eagle) is the source of this 822-nucleotide messenger RNA. RefSeq names its product medium-chain specific acyl-CoA dehydrogenase, mitochondrial-like. Gene Ontology annotation, biological process: fatty acid beta-oxidation; medium-chain fatty acid catabolic process. Gene Ontology annotation, cellular component: mitochondrion. Gene Ontology annotation, molecular function: medium-chain fatty acyl-CoA dehydrogenase activity. Lineage: Eukaryota; Metazoa; Chordata; Aves; Accipitriformes; Accipitridae. The record is from RefSeq and is a predicted model, not a curated record.
UGUGUAACAGAGCCUGGAGCAGGCUCUGAUGUGGCUGGUAUAAAAACAAAGGCUGAGAAGAAAGGAGAUGAGUAUGUUAUUAAUGGCCAGAAGAUGUGGAUCACAAACGGUGGGAAAGCAAACUGGUAUUUUUUGCUAGCUUGUACCAAUCCAGAUCCAAAAGCUCCUGCAAGCAAAGCCUUUACUGGAUUCAUUGUGGAAGCAAACAGCCCUGGAAUCCAAAUUGGAAGAAAGGAAAUAAAUAUGGGUCAGCGCUGCUCUGAUACCAGAGGUAUUGUCUUUGAAGAUGUACGAGUUCCAAAAGAAAAUGUAUUAAUAGCUGAGGGAGCUGGCUUUAAAAUCACAAUGGGAGCUUCUGAUAAGACCAGACCACCCGUAGCAGCUGGUGCUGUUGGGUUAGCAAAAAGAGCACUCGAUGAAGCUACUAAAUAUGCUUUCGAGAGGAAAACCUUUGGGAAACGAAUUGGUGAACACCAAGCGGUGUCUUUCAUGCCUGCUGAAAUGGCAAUGAAAGUGGAACUGGCUAGGAUGGCUUACCAAAGAGCUGCAUGGGAAGUCGAUGCUGGUCGCAGGAGUACCUACUACGCUUCCAUUGCAAAGGCAUUCUCAGGUGAUGUUGCAAACCAAGUAGCUACAGACGCAGUGCAGAUUUUUGGAGGAAAUGGAUUUAAUACUGAAUAUCCUGUAGAAAAACUCAUGAGAGAUGCUAAAAUCUACCAGAUUUAUGAGGGAACUGCUCAGAUUCAAAGGAUGAUCAUAGCUCGCGAACACGUUGGCAAAUAUAAGGCUUAAAGAAAUGCAUCAAGCACGUCUGGCACUGCU